This is a messenger RNA of Raphanus sativus (radish), 660 nucleotides long. RefSeq lists its product as uncharacterized. The record is from RefSeq and is a predicted model, not a curated record. The coding region runs from base 1 to 660 and encodes 219 amino acids. NCBI's taxonomy places the organism in Eukaryota, Viridiplantae, Streptophyta, Magnoliopsida, Brassicales, Brassicaceae. The transcript has a single exon.
AUGGAAUUAUGUGGUGAAAAAGUUACUGAGCUCGAGAUGCUUAAUAAGACUUUCUCGACGAUGCAUUCCAGUAACAUGGUAUUGCAACAGCAAUACAGAGAAAGAAAGUUCACCACAUACACUGAGUUGAUCGAAUGUCUUUUGUUGGCUGAAGCCAAUAAUGAACUGUUAAUGAAAAACAGUGAGAUGAGGCCUCCGGGAACGGCUCCAUUACCUGACAUCUCUAAACUUGCUAUAGAGCAAAAGAAAGAGAGUAACCUUGUCCACCAUAAUAACCAACCCGGCUCAUUCCGUGGUAGAGGUAGGGGACGAGGUGGCACGUUUAAUGCACACAGGCGAGGACGUGGUCGCGGGAACACACCAGGCUUCAGCCGUGGUCGUGGUCGUGGCCGUAGUGUGUCGUUUAAACCUCAGAUCAAGACUGAUCAGUGCCAUCGUUGUGGUAUGGGGAACCAUUGGGCAAAGAACUGCCGUACUCCUAAGCACCUAUGUGAACUUUAUAUCAAAAGUCUAACAGAGAAACCGGAAGCUCAUAUGGUUCGAGACUCAGGAUAUGAAGGAGAUGAUGACGAAGAGGACACAGAAUAUGUCCAGAACAAAGAGGAAGGAUCAAACCAAGAUACCGAGAUGGAGUUUCAGACUUCAGACAUUCUGAAAUAA